Messenger RNA from Conger conger (European conger), 3664 nucleotides. It is a transcript of the gene dnajc16, whose product is annotated as DnaJ (Hsp40) homolog, subfamily C, member 16. The transcript is spliced from 15 exons. The record is from RefSeq and is a predicted model, not a curated record. NCBI's taxonomy places the organism in Eukaryota, Metazoa, Chordata, Actinopteri, Anguilliformes, Congridae. Bases 191 to 2587 code for a protein of 798 amino acids.
UAGCUAGCUAGCUGGCCUGACGUUACUAACGUUACUCGGGAUGGGAGGAAUUCAUACGUUUAUACAGCUGGGGAAUUAACCAGCGAGCUAAUUGGCGACAGGCUAACACUGCACACUUCAGAUUAACGUAUUGGUAGUAUAAUAAUUAAGAAGAUCCGAUAAUCUCAGCUAUUUUAAUUCCGAAGGUCGCAUGUGGACUAGCCAAAAGAUGAACGCCAGAUCAAGGGGGUGGUGUAUGUCUAUAUUGACGCUUUUCCUGCUUCUGUUGAACACGUCUGUGAAGUCUGCUUCCGAGAUUGACCCUUACAAAGUUCUUGGAGUGACCAAGAGCAGUAGUCAAGCAGAAAUCAAGAAAAUGUACAAGCAGCUAGCUAAGGAAUGGCAUCCGGACAAGAACAAAAAUCCCGAGGCCGAGGAUAUGUUUAUCAAGAUUACCAAAUCUUAUGAGGUCUUAUCCAACGAGGAGAAGAGGGCGAACUACGACCGUUAUGGGCAGAUCGAUGAGAACCAGCAGUUCAGCCAGCAGCAGCAGGGCUACCGUCAUUUCCACAAUGGUUUCUACUUUGAUGAGGCCUUCUUCCACUUCCCCUUCAACAAUAAGGGAAGCCGUGACCCUGCGGACAGCAAGUAUGCACUGCACUACAACCAGUAUGUCAACGAAGUGGUACCAGACAGCUUCAGGCGGCCAUAUUUGAUCAAGAUCACGUCUGACUGGUGUUUCAGUUGCAUCCACAUUGAGCCAGUUUGGAAGGAGACGGUGCAAGAGCUGGAGGCUUUAGGGGUGGGCAUUGGUGUCGUGGAUGUUGGCUACGAGCGACGGUUGGCCAAUCAACUGGGUGCUCACCGCACACCCUCCAUAUUAGGGGUGAUCAACGGUAAAGUCACUUUCUUCCACUAUGCUGUGGUCAGGGAACACCUGAAGCAGUUUGUUGAGGAUUUGCUUCCACAGAGACUGGUAGAGAAGGUGACAGACAGGAAUGACCUGCAGUUUUUGAACAGCUGGCAUGAGCUAAACAAGCCCCAUGUGCUGCUGUUUGACCAAGUGUCUGCGGUCCCUCUCCUGUUCAAGCUGACCGCAUUCGCCUACAAGGAAUACGUGGAGUUUGGGUAUGUGGACCAGGGCCUGUCGGAGACGGCAAACCUUCUGAAGCAGUUUAACAUCAACACCUAUGCCCCGACUAUGCUUGUCUUUAAGGAGAACACAGACAAGCCAGCUGACAUCAUACAAGCCAAAGGGAUGAAGAAGCAAAUCAUUGAUGAGUUCAUCUCCAAUAACAAGUUCCUCCUCGCUCCUCGAUUAGUCAACCAGAAACUGUUCGAUGAGCUCUGUCCCGUGAAGCAGUUUCACCGGCGGAGGAAGUACUGUGUGUUGCUGAUCACUGGGGAAGAGGAGUCUUUCACUCCUGGGAACAAGGCCUUCCUCUCCUUGGCCUCCUCUAACACCAAGGAGGUCCUCAGGUUCACCUACGUCUACCAGAGGCAGCAGCAGUCCCUGUGCGAGGCCCUGCUGAAGACCCGAGACAGCACCCCACCUCAGGUGGUAAUCCUGGAGAGGCGUAACGCAGCAGGGAAGGUGCUGUACAAGCAUGUGAUGGGGGGCUGGAACGGCAGUGAGGAGGACAAGCAGAAGCUUCUGGAAGAGCUAGAGGUCCUGCAGAAAGACCCCUCCAUCCUUAACUAUGACGCCACACUGCCGGAGCUCAACAACGAGCUGGCCUCUAUGUUUCUCAUUCAGUGGAUUUACACAGCCUACGAUUACCUCACUCAAAUCGGAGAGGAUCUCCUGCACAAUAACUGGCGUGAAAUGAUGCCCCUGUUGUCUCUGUUAUUUUCGGCGUUGUUCAUCUUAUUUGGUACAGUCAUCAUCCAGGCCUUCAGUGACUCUGGUGAAGACAAGGAGUCAAAACCAAAGGCAAAAGACGCUGCCAAGACUGAGAACGGGUCACCUGACCCUGCAAGCACAUCAAGUCGCCCUCCAAAGAAGAACUUUGUGGAGGUGACGGAGUUGACGGACAUCACGUACACCAGCAACCUGGUGAAGCUGAGGCCGGGGCACAUCAACGUGGUGCUCGUUCUCACCGACUCCUCCAAAAACAUCCUGCUCAGCAAGUUUGCCAAGGAGGUGUACUCUUUCACUGGGAGCCUGACCCUGCACUUCUCCUUCCUGAACGUGGACAAGCACAGCGAGUGGAUGGAAGCUCUGCUGGAGGUGGCCCCAGAGGCCCUCCGGGCAGACGGAGACGAUGACGAGGCCAGCCACAGGAUGGACUACACAGGCUAUGUGCUGGCUCUCAACGGCCACAAGAAGUACCUCUGCCUCUUCAGGCCUGUCUACACCGGCGAGGACCCGGAUGCCAAGUCCUCCGAGGAGGAAGGGGGCGCCGGCGGGGGGCGGUCCAGGUCCGGCUCCCGGGAGGACCAGCACCCCCGCAAGGCUGUGACCCGCUCCCGCUCCACCUCCACCCUCCAGAUCCACCACAAACUGGACCGGCUAGGCCUGUGGAUGGAGCGGCUGAUGGAGGGAACCCUGCCCCGUUACUACAUCCCUGCUUGGCCCAGCCUGGAGAAGAUCACUGCCAACAAGUAGACCGUAGGUCAGGUGGUUGGAAUCCCACACCGUAUCUCACCCUACCCCCAGUUAAGCUACGGAAGCUUUAGGGCAUCCCAUCUAGAAGGCGAGAGGCUCUCGGAACUCUACAAGUUGUAGUUAGGAGGCUGGUUGGCACACUUCGCUCCUGGGAUAUCUUUGAUGGAGAUACUUUGGCCAUGCAAAUAGCUGGUCCCCCCUGCCCUGCCCGCUGGUGCCAAUAGUGUGUCAUCGCUUUACAGACCCUGUCUGAACUCCAUCCGAUCCUAAUCCCCUCUCAGUGGUCUCCUCAUAGCCUGUCGUUCUGUUGUGGGUCAGUCAUAAUAACUGCUGCCAUAUACACGUUUAGAAUAACAACCUGAAUCACUGUGAGUGUGAAUAGCAUUCUAUGGCCCUCAUCAACCUAUACUGCCUGCAUUUUAGAAAUCAAUCUCAUUUGUUUUCAGCUGCAUGUCUGAUGAGUCAGAUCUACAUAACCAACACAUGCCCCUGGCUAUUUUCAGCUCUCAGUCAACUCCCCUCAACAUUUCUCUUCCUUGCUUGUGUGAAGUAAGCCUUUUUGUUUCUAGCCGUAUCUGUUUCUUGGUGCUUUUUACUAAUUGGUGUCAAAUAGUGUGCUCAGUACUAGGUCACAUUACAUACCUGCUUCCUUACGGUAAAUGCAUGUUCAAGAUCUUUGCAUUGUGUAAGAUGCUUGGUUUGUUGUUGGUACUGCAGCGAUUGAAUAUAUUCCCAACAAACUGCAUAUUCUCUUCAACCCAUAAAACCAGUUUGUGGGAUGCAAAUCUUAUCACCAAUAGCACUAUGUAGCAGUGACGCCUCUUGAACUGACACUAGCGAAAUGGUAAUGUUUGAUAAUACGAGAUUUUUCUGUAAAUAGGUCUCCUAUGGUUACUGAUAUGACAGUGAUGCUUUAUAAUCACUGCACAAAUUGUUAACAAAAGUGCUCGAUUUGUAAAUAAUCAAAACUGACAGACAAUUUUUGUAUGUCACCGAGUCUUAGAAAACUGUUAUGAGAUUACACCAUUAUCUGGGCUGUGAAUUCUAGAGGUUAAUAAAGGUGAAAUUUGUAUUGUG